CUUCGCCGCGCCUAUCGCGGCCGCACCCGUCCCUCCCAGGACACCCGAGGGACCCAUGGCUGCGGCGGCGGCCCGGCGGGGGCGACAGGGAGAAGAGCCCCGCGCCCUGAGCCGGGCGGUGAGGCUGCUGCAGUGCCUGGAAGAGCAAUGCGGGGACCCCCGGCUGGCCACGAGUCCCCCGUCGCUGCGGGACCUAGUGCCCCGCACAGCGCAGCUGCUGCGAGAGGUGGCCCACGCCCGGCGGAAGGCCGCCGGAGGCGACUCCGAGGGUCCCGGGGGCUCUGGGGACUUUCUAGUCGUUUACCUCGCCAACCUGGAAGCCAAGAGCCGACAGGUGGCUGCGCUGUUGCCACCCCGGGGCCAAAAAGGUGCAAACGACGAGCUCUUCCGGGAGGGUUCCAGACUCAGGCGACAACUGGCCAAGCUGGCCCUCAUCUUCAGCUACAUGCACUCGGAGCUGGGCGCUCUCUUCCCCGGGGGAAAGUACUGUGGACACACGUACCAGGUCACCAAGGCCCCGGCCCACACCUUCUGGAGGGAGCACUGUGGAGCCCGGUGUGUGCUGCCCUGGGCCGAGUUUGAGUCGCUCCUGUGCACCUGCCACCCGGUGGAACCGGGCUCCACGGCCCUUGCCUUGCGCUCCACGAUUGAUCUCACCUGCAGUGGUCACGUGUCCAUCUUCGAGUUUGACAUCUUCACCAGGCUCUUCCAGCCGUGGCCAACACUCCUCAAGAACUGGCAGCUCCUGGCGGUCAACCACCCGGGCUACAUGGCCUUCCUCACGUACGACGAUGUCCGAGCGCGCCUGCAGGCCUGCAAGGACAAGCCAGGCAGCUACAUCUUCCGGCCCAGCUGUACUCGACUGGGGCACUGGGCCAUUGGGUACGUGAGCUCAGAUGGCAGCAUCCUGCAGACCAUCCCUCUCAACAGACCCCUGUUCCAGGUACUCCUGGAAGGACAAAAGGACGGCCUCUACCUCUACCCAGAUGGGAAGAACCAAAAUCCGGACCUGACCGAGCUCCGCAAGGUAGAACCGCAUCAGCAAAUCCACGUGUCUGAGGAGCAGCUGCGGCUGUACUGGGCCAUGGACUCCACGUUUGAGCUCUGCAAGAUCUGCGCUGAGCACGACAAGGAUGUGAAGAUCAAGCCGUGUGGGCACCUGCUCUGUAGCUACUGCCUGGCUGCCUGGCAGCAUGAGGACAGCCGGACCUGCCCCUUCUGCCGCCGCCAGAUCGAGGACUGGGACGCCAUAAGUAUCUACCAAUUCCAAAGGAAGCCCGUGGAAGCCCAGGCCACUGCUAUGGACCCGGGGCCCAGCAAUGACCAGGAAGAUGGGGAGUUGGAGCUGGGGCAGGCAACCCCCUCGGCUCCUCCAUUGCCCCCUCGGCCAGAUCUGCCCCCCAGGAGACCCAGAAAUAAAGGCCAGCUGAACGUGGCACCUCUGGCCCUCCCCAGACUCCGGCCCCCCCUUCCCUUGCCGAGAAUUAGGAUCGAGACCUCAGCCCCGUGGGAAGUCACCCCCAGUCCCCGAGCCACGGAGGGGGCCCCAGAGAAGUCCUGAAGGGAAGCGCCCCUCCAGCUGCCCCGCGGGGCCCCCCACUGGCUGCCGCACCUGCAGGCCAGGGCACCCAGACGUGCUGCUAAGGGGAGCCCGGGGGCUGGAAGGGGUUUGUGAAACGGAAUAAACUUCCCAGCCUGGUU
Messenger RNA from Lemur catta (Ring-tailed lemur), 1701 nucleotides. RefSeq names its product Cbl proto-oncogene C (gene CBLC). Gene Ontology annotation, molecular function: receptor tyrosine kinase binding; calcium ion binding; phosphotyrosine residue binding. Gene Ontology annotation, biological process: cell surface receptor signaling pathway; negative regulation of epidermal growth factor-activated receptor activity. The record is from RefSeq and is a predicted model, not a curated record. The coding region runs from base 56 to 1561 and encodes 501 amino acids. NCBI's taxonomy places the organism in Eukaryota, Metazoa, Chordata, Mammalia, Primates, Lemuridae. Gene Ontology annotation, cellular component: membrane raft; plasma membrane. The transcript is spliced from 12 exons.